ACGGCGGAACUUAACAUUGAAAUUAGUGCAUCUUCCACUAAUUUCAAUGUUAAGUUCCGCCGUUUUACCCAAUUUUUUACAAAUCGGGGCCUUAACAAGUCUGUCAGUUUUAUACGUGCUUGAAACACGUAAAAUGCAUUACCUUACCUUUACCUAAAAAAUUAGUACUUCUUAUACAAAAUAUGCAGCCUCGAAGCAUAAUACCAACUAUAUAACUGACAUUGACCAUCAUGAGAUUCACCAUAAUAUACUUAAUAAAUUACCGUCAACUUCCUAAUUUUAUGUUUAACCGUUACAGAUUAUUCUCAUCAGUAAAUGUUCAUUUUGUCAAAAUACUGAAUACAAAGUAUUUUUCCGACCAUUGUAUAACCUCAUUGCAUCUGCCAGAAGAACACUGAAGAAGACAAGAAUUCUUAUAUUCGAAAGUGGUAUAAUGUAAGUCCAUGUAAAAAAAAUAUAUUAUAUUGUUGUUUUUGAUUGAAUAAUUUGAUGUGCCUUAUACCUACGGUGACCAUAUUUCUAGAAGCGAAACCUGGGACAGAUAAAAAAUUCGUUGGAUCGUUUUGAAAAUAUUGAUUUUUCACAAAAAAAAUAAAAAUUUUAUUUUUUUAAAAUGAGUUUUGAUAAUUUCCUUAUUUUGAUACGAUGAUUUCUUAAACGAUUUGAUGGGAGCGUUUUCAUUGAAAUCAUUUAAGUCGUUUCCAAAAUCAAGAAAGCGGAUUUAUAAUAGGUACCUAACUUCUAAAAAAAUAUUUUUUCAAUAAAAAAAAAUACUUUUCCUGAUAUAGCUUUUCAACUCGACAAAUACAAGCUGGAACUAAACAAAAUGACAAAAAAAUUUUAAAACUAAAGCCUAGUCUUGAAGUGAAAUUGAAAAUUUUCAUAUAAAACCAGCACGACGAAAUACGAAAAUUUAGUUUUUCGAUGCACAUUUACUAUGCACAUUUAACCACCGAAAUUCUUUACUGUAUUAGAAUAUUUGGAGAGUUUUCAAUCGUUUUUCACUGACAUUUAACUGUCCAAGUAAUUUUUUGACUUUGGAGACUUAUUAGAAAAACUUUUAAUUUAAAUCAACCAAAGACUGUUUUUUCUUGUUUUCGGUUCAAAGGUUUUAAAAUUUUGAAUAAAUAACACUGUGUUCGAAAAUGGAACUUUUUUUUUCCGACAGAGGGCUCUCAUAUCUACUGAAGAUAAUUCGAGUAUGCUGAACACAAUGGCGUUCUUAGUUUUUCUGGAUUAGGUCAAAUAAGGAAGAUUUUUGCGUUUGAAAUUUUGUUUGCACAUGCCAAAACUGAGGGUAUAAAACACCAUAUAUUUUCCAAUUUUUGAUUUUUAUCGAUGAAAAAUGAUGGAAAAUCUAUUUUUUUUCCAAGUAUUAUUCGUACAAGAAGUUAUUUGAAAAAAAAACUGUCGAAUGACAUUUUAAAUCAUUAUUUUAUGGCAAAAAAACGUCGAUUUUUCUUCAAUUUUUCUAAUAUUUUUCGUAUUACUUAAAUUAAAAUGCAGCGAUUUGAUCUUGUAUUUCAGGAUAGAAUAUGGCUUUGUUUACAAAUACGAAUAGGCAGUGCCUACCUAUCUACAAUAUUGGUUAAGCUUAAGAGUGAAAAAGUAGCAGUAAAACACUGUUUUUUUUUAAUUUUUUAGUUUAUAAAAUAAAAAAUUACAAAAAGUUUAAAUGCAAUACAUAUGUAGGGAAAGUGGGGGCAAAAUCGUUUUCUUACUAUGUUGUAUGAAAAAAAAAAUAAUAAUAAAACUGGCAAACCUUGCAAUAUGAAAAAGUGGCUUUUGGUAUGAUCGACCAUGUCUGAAAGUAUGAGCAUGUUUGGUUGAAACGCCGAAACUCUUGUGAUUUUUCAACAAAUCGUUACCGUUUAUGUUAAAAGUAAGUUGCACUUUUAACCGUGAGAUAGUUAAAGUUUUUAACUUAUUCUUUAUAAUGAAAGUUGAUUAUUCAAGAGUACUUUCUUGUGAAAGAAUGAAUUUUAAAGGUUUGAACCUUAAGUAAAAAACAUAUUCUAGAAUAUCAGGUAAGAUCAAAAGGGGGCAAAACGCCCAUGGGCUCAAGUAGCAUAAAAACCCUCUUAAGAGAAACCCUCUUAAGAGAAAACCCCGCUUAUCUGAAACACUUUUCUGAUCUUUAAAUAUUUUCUUCAGUUAAACGGGGUUCGGUUAAGUCAAAAACCCCCGUAAGUUAAAGAUGAACUGUGACGAUCACAAUUAUGUGUUGUGUAUGUGAGCUCAUAUAAUGCAGAUGGAAGUAAUAGUAAAUAUGUUUUAAUUUUAAAACAAAUUGAAAAAAAAAAUGAUUUUUUGAACUUAAAAAAAAUUAAAUACAAAUAUUGAUAUCAUGCCUGAUUUUUUAAUUAAAUAUCUACAUCUACAUAUGUAUAAUAUUCCAGAGUACUAACAAAUAAAAGGUGUGUACAAAAAAAUGUUGAGUUUUCGCAUAUAUUUGUACCUUUAUAGUUAAAAAAUGUAAGAAAAAGUUAAAGAAAAGUCGACGUUUUUUGCCAUAAAAUAAUGAUUUAAAUAGUUAUUCGACAGAUUUCUUCAAAUAACUUCUUUUACGAAUAAUACUUCCAAAAAAAAUAAAUUUCGCGUCAUUUUUCAUCGAUAAAAAAUAAAAAAUUGGAAAAUAUAUGGUGUUUUAUACCCUCAGUUUUGGCAUGUGCAAACAAAAUUUCAAACGCAAAAAUCUUUCUUAUUUGACCUAAUCCAGAAAAACUAAGAACGCCAUUGUGUUCAGCAUACUCGAAUUAUCUUUAGUAGACAUAAGAGCCCUCUGUCGGUUUUUUGAACUAUCACAGUGUAAUCAUUUUUAUCAAAAAAAAACCGACUUCCAUGGAUCGAAACUAGGUUUUAUGGUUUUCUCAUAGAUUCUAUAGCCAGAACUGGACCACACUGCAAGCAUCAGCUUUCCAAUACAAAACCACACUGCAAGCACCAGCUUUCCAAUACAAAAAAAAUUGGUUCACUCCGUCCAAAGUUAUGAGUUAACAAACAUAAAAAAUAAAUAAAAAAAAAAUACAGACGAAUUGAAUACCUCCUCCUUUUUGGAAGUCGGUAAAAAAAAUCAGAAAAUGUGCAAAUACGGGAUAAUCAGGGGCAAAUUCCAAAAUACGGGACACUUAUACGUCCCGGGUUUCUUAAAUAAAAACCCGGCUAAAUAUAAUAAGCUCAUUGAAUUCUGAUCUUUAUAGCAUUGUCCAAUGGGGAAUACAAAAUCGCGUAGAAUUUAAUGCUGCAAAAAAUACUACUGUUUACUUUUAUUAAAGCGAAACCUUCCUGCCAAGCCACUUUCCAUGAGUGGUACUUGCAUCGAGAAAACUGACCAGCUUUCCGUUCUCGGUAUGUGCAUUAGAAACCACCUCCUGUCGAACGAACACAGUUUUUACACCGCCGAGAAAUGUUUAGGUUUCCUCGGAAGAUGCAAGAAAAUUCUCUCCCCGUCUGAUCUAACAGUUUUUCAUAAGGUAUAAAUAUUCGUCCAAAGCUUGAGUGUAACUCCCACGCUCUUUCCAAAAACAUAUAACAUUUUUAGAUUUUAGACUUUUUUCUUCACGGUUAUUACACAUUUUUAAGUUUUACUUUUUCGGACUUACCGCGAUUUAAUUUGUUUAUUAAACGAAAUGAAUCGAUUAAAAUUUCCCGACGUUUCGACAGGGUUACACUUGUCGUGGUCACGGGUUGACUGUUGGUUUGUGGGUGGUUGUUGUUUUUUCUUUUUUCUCUAUUCUCUAUUCUCUCGCUUCUUGUUGUCUUGUGCGGAGAUUGUACCGGUGCGUUGUUUGUGCAUAGAUUGGAGCUUGUUGUUGCAAUUGUUGUGAUUGUUGUUGUUGUUGUGAAUUCACGUAAUCUUGUGAACAAACAAAACUAAUAACAUCAGCCUGCAGAUUAUUUUGAUUUUUAUUUUUGUUUUUUUGUGUGUUUUCUGUUAAGUUUUAUUGUGGUAAGCAGUGGAUCCCAAGCAGAAGAGAGAUUAAAACUUUGGUCGCGGUUGAAAUUUGAAUGCAUUUUAAUUUCAAUUGCUUCUCUUACCGAUCUGGGUACAUAGUAACGUUCGGCGGAGAUGGAUUUAGCUAGAUCAAAUCUGAUAAAGUGAUCAUCAUUAUAAGCCAAAUGCUCACAAAUAGCUGAUUUUGUCACUUCGUUCUUUUGAAUUGAUAUUAUAUGUUCCUUCAACCUACCCUUCAAGCAAACAGGUCCGACCUCGGUCCGAAUCCGCUCCGCCUGAGGCGGAGCUGAGUCCGACUUCGGAUCAGAAACUGGUCCGAAGGCGGCUCAAAUUAGUAUGGAAAUUAUAAUCACCGCGAAGUCGAUUGCAUAUGUAUUGGUGUGGUUAAAAUCUCCAUUCCGAGAAAACGGAGCCGAAGGCGGACCUGAGCCGGAGCAGCGAAAACCUACCAGAAAGAGGAAUAAGAAGGGGAUGACAUUUCGCAUUUGCGACCAAAAAAAGAACAAGAUUUAUUUUUUUUUUUCACUGAAACUGUUUUAUUUUUUAUUUUAUUUUGGCAAACGAAAUUUUCACAAUAAAUACAAUAUGAAAUACAAUACAUUUUUUUUCAUUUUAUUUCAUUUGAUGCUGCUGCUGUUGUUGGUGUUUUUUUAGAUACCCAAUCGCAUGUUUCACCUUCUAGAUUUUUCUUCAUCAUUAGAGAUUUCAUCUACAACACAAGAAGAAACAACAUUUUAACCCAAACACUUUGAGCGAUAUAUAAUAUAUAUAUUGUUUAUAAUUUAAUAAAAUUGUUUAUAAUUAAUAAAUAACAUUAUACAAACAACGACACGAGACACGACGCGACCAAACACUUCAACAAAAAAUAACAAAAUGACGCUUUGGCUCUUGUUGGCCUUGUCUUUCUUUUCCUUUUCUCAUUUUUCACCACGAUUCUCGUUCGACUUUGUGUUCAUACACAAGUGUGUGAGUGCAAGCCCGAUUUUCGCGGUCUGAGGUCGGAGUUUCUUUGUUGAACUCAGUUUUCUUGCUUGAAGGGUAGUAGGAUUCGUUCGUUUUGUUUCACCAAUGUAUGAGGAGCCACAGCUACAAGGAACAGAGUACAUUCCAGGAUUUUGAAAUUGAAUUUUAUCUUUUGGGGAUCUUAAAAGUUGGCGAAUUUUUGCUGGUGGUUUGAAAACAGCUUUUAUGCCAUGUUUCGAUAAAAUUCUUCCUAUUGCUUCGGAAACUCCUUUUCUGUACGGAAGAAAGGCGCGUUUUUCACUCAGUUGCGCUAUGGUUUCGCCCAUACGACAAAAAUAAAAAAAAUAAGGUAUUUUUUUUUCUCUAAAGUGGCUUUUUCCAAUAGAUAACAGUUCAACAUUUACUGUUACACAUAUUAUGUCCUACAAGGGAAGUGAUAUCUGUUUUGUUUUAGCUUUCAAAGUGAGCUGACAAUCCGAUUUUCUUGAAAACAGGUGUUAGUAAAAUUGAUAAAAUUCAACUAUUUUUAUUUUUUAUAAAAGUGAAAUUAUUAUUAGUUUUUUGAAAUGGAAUUUCAGAAGGAAGGUGUGUAGAUUAUUUUAUUUACUUUUUUGUGAAAUUUUGAUGUUUAAUUUUGUAUUUAUGUUAGUAGAGCCAUGUACUGUUUCAGUGUUUUUUCUAUUUUUGUCAAUUUUCAAGUAAACUUUUAAAAUAGUUCUUAACCUAACUUAGGCUAAAAAAUGUGUUUGUUAUAAAGAGUGAUGUGUCAGCUUUAAGAAAAACAUAAUCUUAACACCCACAAUCGACCACAAGUAGCGCAAUUGAAGUGUUGUAUGUUUUGAGCCUUUUUGAGCCGUUUUGAUUUUUGGGCAGCAAAAAUUGGCGAGAAAGUAGAAAUUUAAUUUUGAAAAUGUAAUAUAAUAUUGAAAAUUUUACUAUUAUAUUAUUUAUGCAUUCUAUUUUAAUUUAUGUGGAUUCUUAUUUUUUUUUAAUAUAAUAAUUACUUUUUCAGUUUGAUUUUGAAAAAAAAAACUGAAUUUACUAUUAAAAAAAAAAUAAAUGAAAACAAAAACAGAACGACUUUUCAAUGAGCAAAAACUAACAUGUCAGUGGGUGUGUUUGGUGUGGUGAUUUAUUUUGCAACUUUAUACUAUGCCUGAAAGUUUCAUCCCUAUUGAACAAGUGGUUCAGAAGUUAUUGAAUUAUGACGCCAUCUCCAUACAACGUAAACAACUGUGAGUUGUGGUGGAUUUUUUUAAACAUUUCUUUCUUUCGGUUUCCAGGAGCGUUGUUUGGAAUUGUGACCAUUUUUCAAAAGAGCGGCGGCAACGUAUUUUAAUUCUUCUUUAAGAUGUUCACCAUCACAGAUUGAAUAUGCUCUAUUUACAAGAGUAGAUACCAAAGACGUAAAAUUUGAUGGAGGGUGGUGAGAAGCGGCAUGUAGAUAUCGGUCGGUAUGGGUAUUUUUUCUAUAUACCGUAUGCCCUAUGCUUCCAUCUUGCUUUUUAAUUAUUUUGAUAUCUAAAAAUGCCAAAGCGUUUUCAUGUUCCACUUCCAUAGUAAAUUUAAUUUUUGGAUGAGUAGAAUUUAAAUGGUUGAAAAAUAUGUCAACAUCAUUUUUGUUGAGAAUACAAAAAGUAUCGUCAACAUACCUUUUCCAAAAAACGCUCCUGGAAACCGAAAGAAAGAAAUGUUUUAAAAAAUUCACCACAACUGAUUGAAAAACGCGCCUUUCUUCCGUACAGAAAAGGAGUUUCCGAAGCAAUAGGAAGAAUUUUAUCGAAACAUGGCAUAAAAGCUGUUUUCAAACCACCAGCAAAAAUUCGCCAACUUUUAAAAAAUCAGCUAUUUGUGAGCAUUUGGCUUAUAAUGAUGAUCACUUUAUCAGAUUUGAUCUAGCUAAAUCCAUCUCCGCCGAACGUUACUAUGUACCCAGAUUGGUAAGAGAAGCAAUUGAAAUUAAAAUGCAUUCAAAUUUCAACCGCGACCAAAGUUUUAAUCUCUCUUCUGCUUGGGAUCCACUGCUUAACACAAUACAGCUUAACAGAAAACACACAAAAAACAAAAACAAAAAUCAAAACAAUCUGCAGGCUGAUGUUAUUAGUUUUGCUUGUUCACAAGAUUACGUGAAUUCACAACAACAACAACAACAAUCACAAAAAUUGCAACAACAAGCUCCAAUCAAUGCACAAACAACGCACCGGUACAAUCUCCGCACAAGACAAUAAGAAGCGAAAGCAUAGAGAAAAAAGAAAAAACAACAACCACCCACAAACCAACAGUCAACCCGUGACCACGACAAGUGUAAGCCUGUCGAAACGUCGGGAAAUUUAAAUCGAUUCAUUUCGUUUAAUAAACAAAUUAAAUCGCGGUAAUUCCGAAAAAUUAAAACUUAAAAAACGUAUAACAUAUUGAGAAUUGUUAAAAAAUGAAAAAUAACCUACACUUUGUAAUAUGUAGUUAUUUUUUCAUCUGUGUUAGUAAUGUCCACGAGUAUUUUUCUUGAUAUAACUAAUUUGUAUGAACUAAAGUGGGAGACGAUCUCAUCUUCAAUAUAAAAUAGACUUUGUUCAUCAAUUUUUAUGGCAUUCGUUCAAUUUGGGUUUAGUACCUUUUUCAAUUUUAUUACUGUUCAGUUGUUGUAUAUGUUAUUUUGUGUCUUAAGUAACCUGGGAAUAUUGUUUGUAAAUUCUUUGUAUUUUCCUAAAAAUAUUUGGUUCUUAAAUGUGGUGUUAAUAGCUUUUGAUACAACUUCAAUUGUUUUAACAGGACUACUUUCUGCUGAAUGUGCAGAUAACUGUGUUGAACUAUUUAAAGACUGUGUUCUGGAAAGAGCAACUGCUACUACAUUUUGAUGACCAGUUGAGUUGAGGAAUCGCAAAAGGCUGAUGAAUGUUGUAGCUGGUAGUUUUUCAGAUGUCUAGCUAUGAUUGUUAAAAUUUUGUAAUUUUCUUGGAACCUGUUGGGAAGGAGAAUAAAUGUUAGUUAAAUUUUCUAUCUCAAAAUUAAUAAAAAUUAAAAUAAGAUGUAUCAAUUUGAUUUAAAAAGAUACAAGAAUGAAAUUCAAAUAAAAUAAAGUAGGUAAGUAAAAGAGUAGGAAAAAGAAAAUUUCUUUAGCAACUGCACUUAAUUAUUUUUAAUUAAUUUAGAUUAAAUUAACAAGAAUGUGUUAUAUGUUACAAGUUUUGCUUAAGUAGCACUAAGUUUCAUAGUCAAAAAUCAAAAUAAAAAGUUAACUAUUCUCAAAGCUAAUGUUGAAAAUUUUGCUUUAAGACGAUACAAAAAAGAAAAUUUCAAUAAAACGAUGCUAUUUAUUUUUAUAAAAUUAGUUUUUGGCUAGUUCUAGUAGUAUGUAUAAAUUUUUUUUUCGUAUCUAUCUAUUAAAAGGGUUUUACUUACUGUUUCAAAGUCAGAUCUAUCACUUUGAAUUUUGCUUUAAAACGAUACAAGAGAUUUCUUCCUUUCAUGAAAUUAAGUAAGAACGUGAGUAAAAAAAAGUAAGUUAUUUAAGCAAAACUUUACUGAAUUAUUUUUUAAUUAAUUGAGAUUAAACUAACAAGAAAUUGUUAUAUGUUACAAGUUUUCUCAAGUAGCACUUAGUUCCAUAGUCAAAAUAAAAAGUUAACUAUUCUAAAUCAAAGUGAAUACUUAGAACUUUGCUUUAAAACUAUAGAAAACCCAAAAUUCUAACAAACGGAUGUUACUUCGUGCCUUUAUCUGUUAAAAAUUAUUCAGUCUGCUCUUGCAUCUCUUUUUUACCAUAAGGUAGAUAUUAUAAAAAUGUAAGUUUAAAAUUGGGAAUGAAAAAACGAAAAAACAAAAACAAUUCUACAAAAAAACUGUGUCUUUUGCAAUUCGACAAUAUUACUUUAGAUUUGAGAAUGCGGAUGGAAAUAAACAUAGUUUUAUAGAUACCACCUGUUUAAUUAUCUAUUUAUACAUCAUUGUACUAACGUUUAAAUAUAGAUAAUAUUUUAUGACCAUAGGGAUGUUAUGUACAUAUUUAGGUUCAAAGUGGAUGGCGACAGUAUAUGGCAUAGAUCCUUUGUAUACAUGAUUCACACAGAUUGUGUUUAUGACUCACAUCUGUGUGGAUCAUGUUACAAACAAAUAUUUCUCUGUUUCACACCGCCGCCGUUAUCCAGUUUGUUAUCUAUGUAAAUAUUCUUAUCUGUAGAAGUAAGUUAGACAUAAGACAUAGCUGUAAUGUAGUUUAAAUUUACUUCAAUAAAAUAGUUCGUUUCUUAUAUUCAGAAUGGAAUGUUGUGUUUUGCUAUUUCGUUUGAGAAUUAUUCAUGGUGACCCCUGAGUGAUUGUUCAUGUUCUAUUUUAAUUUAAAAAUUAAAUUAAUUUAAAAAUUAAAUUAUAAAAAAAAAGUGAGUGAUUAUUGAAAAGUAUGGAGGAUGGUAAGUAUUCCAUGUAUCACAAAAAUCCUUCUGUGAAAACAAACUUCAAACUUAAACUCUCAAAUUUUGAGGACUGUAUAACAGACUUCAAAAACGAAGCCUUAACACUUGAGAAAAUUCACCUCAAAGGCCAAUGCGUUCAAAAUUUACCUUUGGCAAAAGCAGAGAAAGAUUUGAAUUGAAUACUUCUCUUGUAUCAACGACAGAUAGUUCGUCAAAUGGCGAGUGUUGGUACGUUAACUUUACGUUUAAUUCAACAGCGAUGCUCCCAAAUGUUCUAGAUGAGUGUAAGCUUCCGAAACAUAUUAAAAAGAGUUUUUCUCAAGAGUCAUUGGAAAAUGAUCUUGGCUUAGAAAUUCGCGAAAGCCCUACAAGAGAAAGGGAUUUUGUGUUCGAAACUCGCCAAACCAAGCUCUUAGAUAUUUUAGGAGUGCAAAGGAAACAGGUUCCUUUGCAGGAAAGUUUAAAUGAAAUGCAUGCCAUAGAAGGCAUUGACAUAGAAAAGCCUAUUUUAAAGGCACCUCUACAUUCAAUAGAAAAUUGCGUUCUACCAGUUUCUAACUAUGAGGAUUCUGAUAAAGAAGAAAUUGUUAAAUUCGAAAACGUAGAUUCUCCUUUGAUUUGUUCUAAAAGAAAACAAAUUAUGAUCUGCAGUAAUCCAAGUGAGACUCAAGAUCAAAAAAUUUCAGAACUAAAUCAGAGUUUUUAUGAAAAGGAACUUGAUGUGAUUCCUCAUCCAUUAGCAGUAGAAAUAGGUUCUUACUGCUUGAGUUCUCAUGAAAAAGAUCGUAUAUUCGGUGUUUCAAUGGAGACUCAAACUCCAAAAUUAAUGGGAACAUUUCUUAAUUCCCUUAGUAGUUAUAUGAUAAAGGAAGUCAAGGACUCCGAGGAACAAGAAGUAAAGGAAACCCUAAGUGUUCCAAAUUCUAAAGUUUAUCUCCGCAAAGGAUUCUUUAAGAAUAAACACAGAAAAACGGUGAAAACAAAAUAUGAUGUGUUUAAAGAGUAUUUUUUUGAUAAUAUUGAUCAAAACCUUCAAUUUCUGUUUAAAAUAAAUUUAAAACAUAAAAUAAACAUUAAAAUCUCCAAUUUUGCAAGAGUUGGUGUUUGUAAAUACUGCUUAAAAAGUCUUUCCUACACUAACCUUUUUUAUUCGAAAAUAAAUGAAGAUCUUCGUAUUCUGUCAAGAUUUCUAAACAAUAUUUUGGUAUGUCCAAGGAAAUCAUUAUGGAAUGGAAAUUAUUGUUGUACGAUAAUAGUUAUUUGCUUGUUGUGAUUUUAAAUCUUUCCUUUAUCUUAAAAUUAUAAAAUGGCUUACUAUACGUGGAAAAUAUUGUACUAAUAAAUCGAACAAUAAAGUAGGAAUACGAGUAUGUCCUCAAAAUAAUUUUAAUAAUUUUCUUAAAGGUGUUUUUCUAAAUUUCAAAAUACUUAUUUUAAUUUCAGGCUUCCAAAGAAUGCUUACUGUUUAUUUUAAAUCAUGUAUUAAUAUACAU
Episyrphus balteatus (marmalade hoverfly) is the source of this 10820-nucleotide messenger RNA. RefSeq lists its product as uncharacterized. The transcript has 3 exons. The record is from RefSeq and is a predicted model, not a curated record. NCBI's taxonomy places the organism in Eukaryota, Metazoa, Arthropoda, Insecta, Diptera, Syrphidae. The coding region runs from base 9458 to 10600 and encodes 380 amino acids.